UUAUAUUAAUAUCGUAAUAGCCUAGUAGUCUACAUAUCAUAAUGUUGACAAGAUCUCUCACUGAUGCAUUUAUACUCAUGCGCAAUAAUGCGCUACAAAAUCGUCAUAUGUUUUGGCAACGACAAGAUGUUGAGUACGAUGCAGAUGAAAAUGACGAAGUCUCUUUAAUAUCCAAUCGAAAAGGACAAAAUUCGAUGCAGUUGAAAAGUCUUCCACCAAGAUGGUUAUCGACAGUCGAGGAAAUCAAAGAAGGAAUCAGCCAAAUCAAAUUGAAAAUGGAAGAAUUAUCAGCUCACCAUCACAAACAUCUUAAUCGUCCAACGUUAGAUGAUGAUGUUGAAGAAGAACAAACUAUUGAAAUCUUGACUCAAGAAAUAACACAUUUAUUUUACAGCUGCAAUCAGAGCGUUAAAAUUCUGUCUAACCUUUCAAAAAAAGCUUCUAAGCAUGAGAAAUUGAUGUCAAAAAAUGUUGUUUCGGCUAUGGCUUCUUCAUUACAAAAUGUAUCAAAUGAUUUUCGACACAGUCAAUCUUCUUAUUUAAAAAAGUUAAAAGCAAGAGAAGAUAGGUCGAGACAUUUUUUUGACUCUGAUAAUGCGAUUAUGGUCGAACACAGUGAAAUGGAUAUCGAUGAUGAAACAUUUGAACGAGGGUUUUCUACAACGCAAUCUGCUCUUGUUGAAACGAAUAGUCGUAUCAUUGAAGAACGUGAAGAAGAAAUUCAAAAGGUCGUUCAAAGUAUCUCAGAUUUGGCGGAAAUAUUUAGAGAUUUGAGUAACAUUGUAGUGGAGCAAGGAACUGUUCUUGACAGAAUUGAUUAUAAUGUUGAAAACUCUGUUAUGAAAACGGACGAAGGAGUAAAACAAUUACAAAAAGCCGAAAAAUACCAAAAGAAAAACAAGAAACUUUAUGUCAUUUUCGUACUAUCAAUUAUAACGGCAAUAAUGCUAAUUAUUUUAAUUAUAAAAAAGGGUUGAUUUUUUAUUCUCGUCUAUUUUUAACUAUGUGAUGUAUUCUACUAUUCAGUAACUAGUUGUGUGAUGUAAGCAAAUGUGCAAUGACUCUAAUGGAUGUAUAUGUGUGUGUGUGUCAUGUGUGACUUAUUCUAACUCUGCACUUGAUGUAUCAAAGGUAGUACUUAUCAUACCAUAUUAAAUGCUGGUAUUAUUCAUCCAUGGUGUUGGUCAUUUAUUAGGUGUCAUUUAUCACUCUAUUUCAUCAAAUUCUAUUUGCCCACUGAUCCAAAAAGCUGAAUACUAUUGUAAUUAUUAAAAGAUGUUACUUGGCUUCACCUCACCGUGGUUGAAAUAUAUCGUGUAGCAGGCAUUGCCGAACUGUAAAUCAGUUUCUUCUUAUGUGGAACCUUGUUUGGAGUGGAAUUUUUAAAAUUCACAUAAAAAUGUGAUGUCCUAUUUAUUUUUUCAAAUAACCCUACAGAUUCAGAUUGUAGCAUGUCUCCAUAUUGUUUGUAUUUGCACAUUCUAAUUUGGUCUGUAUUACUACCGGCUGAUAGCAUGUCAGCUGCUGUGUUUUUAAAACAUAGUAAAAAGUGAAUUUCAGGGCCAGGAAAUUGUUCAAAUCGUGCAUUGCUCUGAACCUAAAUAAUAAUGAACAAGUGGUAACAUAAUAUCAGGAAUAAACAUGAAACUGCCACCAUGGGUUAUGUACUGAUGUUAUGAUUUUCUGUACGGAAAUAGAGCUGUUUAUAAUGAUUAUACGGACUUUCUAUGGUUUUAUAUUCACUUAGGCGGAGCCACUUAGAGACAAUGGUCUAUCGCGUUUGUAUGUACUAAAAUCAUUCCAGUUUGGCAUAUCAUAUACAUUCUAGUCGGUGGAUUUGGAUCAGGGAGCAGAAACCUAAAAUGGCAAGAAAUCUUAUUUACCAUGAUAAUACGCGAAAUUUCAUCAACCGAUCAAACGUCUGGCUAAAUAACACUGUAUAACCUAACUAUAGUUUAUUAUUUUAUAUUAACAUUGUUAAUGCACUGCUAGUUUUUUUAUGUGCCAGGAAUUCCAAUAAAAUUUUCAACUUAGUUCUAAAUAUUAUUGUACAUUUAUUUUUCAAAUAACUACUGUAUAUUUCUUGCUAAUUCUACUCACUUUAUCGGUUGUGUUAUAUUAGUUUAGAAUUGUAGAAUCGUGAUGUCUUGUGGUCUAUUUAGCUUGAUGAUUCCACCUUAACCUAACCCUAGAAUAGGGAAUGCGAAAACAGCAGAAUUUGUACUUUUACUUCAGGUUGAGAAAAUUCUGGUCAUUCAUGCUUCAAUGAUUCCCACUGGGGGCAGAGUCAGAAUUGCACUGAAGUUUUGCUUUAUUUGUAUCAUUAGUAUAAUGCUUAUUAGUUCACUCAUUUUUGGUGGGCAAAAGGAGCUUUAGUUUAAAAAUAUUUUUGCUUCAAGGUUACUAAUUUAUUGUUUAACUCUGACCUGCUAGUCAAUAGGUAUAAUUUACAUUGCUUUAGUUCUACUUCAUGUUUGAGUCAUGUCUUAUUUUUAUACUUGAAAAAUUAAAUUUUUAAUGGUUCCUAAGUAAUUCAAGAGCUUUGCUGGUUGCUGCACACUAACAUACAGUAAAUAUAUUUUUUGUACUGUUUUGUCGGACCGAGGUCAGACAUAAUUCAACUACAACAAAAUGGGAAAUUGCAUACUCGUCCAAACAAUGAGUGUUAUGCCAUGUGUUAUAUAUUUGAAGCCAUUGAAUAUGAGUAUUGGUAAAUACCAAAAGAAAUGAAUAGAACAUGAAAAUUACAAGGUGGAAUAGUAGCUUGGAUUCUGAAAACUGACUGAGAUCCCAAGCCUCAUUUGUAUGCAUAAAAAAACGUAUAAGAUCUGUCGAAAAAUGAGUCUUGAUAUUUGUCUUUUUUUCUUUUUGCCAACUUAAAAAAUUGGGUAUGAGGAUAUUUUCCAUCGUGUAAUUCUUAUUUUCUGUCCUUCGUUUUUCCAUAUUUUGGGCACAAAGUUAUUUUAUAUGUGUAUUUUCAUCAUUUAGA
Molecule: messenger RNA, 2989 nt
Organism: Styela clava
Lineage: Eukaryota; Metazoa; Chordata; Ascidiacea; Stolidobranchia; Styelidae
Product: syntaxin-16-like
Biological process (GO): vesicle-mediated transport; intracellular protein transport; vesicle fusion
Cellular component (GO): endomembrane system; membrane; SNARE complex
Molecular function (GO): SNARE binding; SNAP receptor activity
Source: RefSeq, a predicted model, not a curated record